Molecule: messenger RNA, 2397 nt
Organism: Stylonychia lemnae
Lineage: Eukaryota; Ciliophora; Spirotrichea; Sporadotrichida; Oxytrichidae
Source: the annotation of a GenBank genome assembly
AUGUCCAAGGACGGUGGAUAAUCUAAUCAUUCAUAUGCAGCAAUUGCAAAAGAAGUAUAUUAAACAGGCUAAAAAGAAGGUUGGUCGACUAAACAAAUAAUGAGCAUGCUCUAAGAUCCAAAAAAAUUCUAGCAACUAAAAGAAAAGAAAAGUUCAAGCAGGAAUUAUCAGAGUCAAACUGAGGUUGUUAAUAGGCUCAUUGGAGAUCAUUAAAAAAGAUAACAAAAAUAGGCAGAAAUCUUAGCCAUUAAAGAGUCAUCUGAAAACAAAGAUGAAACAUUCAAGUAAAGAAGACUUACCCAUGUUAGAAGUGUAGAUUAAUUCUUUCUAGAUUAGCUAGAGUUUGAGGCUAGGAAAAAAGAAAAACUUAGAAGGAUUGCAGAGGAGGAUUAUGAAAGAUAAGUUUAAAAUUUAGAGUUAUCUAAAAAAACCAUUAAAUUUGCAGAGACAUGCAGGCUGUAAAGCCCAGAUUUUAUUUAGGAAAAAGAAAUCCAUGAGAGACUUUAUCUGGAACAUAAAGUAUUGAAGGAAUCACGAAAAUUACGGACAUAAUUGGUAUCUAGAAGCAGGAGUAAAUCGAGAGAAAAACACCAUGUUUCAGUGAAGAAUGUAGUUCGAAGAGUAUACAAUUAAGCUAUAUAAUAAAAAUCUGAGGUUCUAGAGUAGGCAAGGAAAAAAAAUGAGUUUGAGAGGAAUAGUGAGUCUUUACUUAAUCAAGAAAUGAAUGAAAAAAUAACAUCUAACUCUUUAAAGAUGAUUGAACAGAGACUAAAAUAAGAUUUGGAAAAGGUCAUGAAAGCAAGAUAGCUUACAAAUGAUAGCUUGAUAGAAUUAGAUGAAAUGAGAGAAAUCUUAAUUCUCUUGGGCUUUUGUAAUAGACAAUAAAGACAAUAAUCUGAUGUGAGACUUGUAAAUGAUCUAGGAAUAACACUAAUUCCAAAUGAAAUUAAACCUAAUAAUCUGCUAGAAUAUAAAAUUUUAAUGGCUAAUCUAAGAGAUUGUAUAUGGGCCAUUAUGAAAAUUGAUUAAUAAAAAAACUAAGAAUCACAAUAAUAUGAUUCAUAGACAAGUUCAGCAAAGCAAACUUAUUAUUCUAAUCAUAAUAGCAAGGCUAAAAUAUUCAGCUUUGAUAAAAGAGGUAGGGUCAUUUUAACUGCUAAGGAUGUAAUAUGGAUGUCUCAGUAUUUUUAGCAACUUGCAAGUAAUAGAAAAGAUUUUGUUAAUUAGACAAGAGCUCAACUCAGAAUGUUUAGAGCAACAUCAGCUGAGCAGGCAAACAGAUUUAGGCCUAAUAUAAGUCCAAACUCUCAAAAGAUAGCAUCAGUCAAACUUUAAUAAAAACUUAGGAUGAAAAUUAAAAAGGAAAUAAUCCGUUUGGAAUCGGAAAGAUUAGAGCAAUAGGCAUGCAUCUUUUAACCUUAGUUGGUGACCAACUAAGUAAACCUUUCAAGGUCUAGAUAAGAUUAAUCUAUUACUGAUCAGAUAGAUGGCAAGAAUCUUCCUAAGUGUGAAGUUCUCUACCUUUAAGGGUUGAAAAAGUAGAAAUCACCUGAUAGAUCCAUAGAUGAGAUACAAAUAGAAAAGGAGCCAAAUGAAUAUACAUUCAGGCCAAACUUAAAACUGUUUCAAAACGCAAAGCAUGAUCAUUCACGAUUUUAGAACAGACCUCCAAGUUCAUCUGAAGAAGCUAGUGAUGCUCCACUCUUGUUUAUUGAUAUUAACAUUGGUAAUGGCUUAAAACCCAGGAUUGUACUCUACAGUCAUGAUGAUCCUAAGCAGGUAGCAGCUCAGUUUGCAAGAAAGUAUUAACUUGAUGCUGAUAUGAGAAAAAAGUUAGUAAUUUUACUAAAAAAUCAUGUUUCAAAUGCCCUGACAUCAAUAAAUGAAGGAAAUGAGACAUUUUUGAAAAUGGUUCUCGCAUUAUUAAUCGCUGAACUCAGCCCAGAAGACAAAGCUCAAGCUACCUUCUUCGGAUAUAUCGGUAUUGCCGCUGCUCUAGUGUUCUCAAAUUUGGGAGCCUCAUACGGAACUGCUAAGAGUGGAGUAGGUAUUUCAAGCAUGGGAGUCUUGAAGCCAGAAUUGAUCUUCAAGUCAAUUGUACCAAUUAUUAUGGCUGGUAUCUUGGGUAUUUAUGGUCUUAUCGUCUCAGUCAUUCUCUAACAAAAAAUUACUGUUGGUUCAUAUUCCUAUGACCAAGGUUACAAGCAUUUAGCCUCAGGACUUUGUUGCGGUCUCUCUUCUCUCGCUGCCGGUCUAGCUAUCGGAAUCGUUGGUGAUGCAGGAGUCAGAGCAAAUGCUCAACAAGAACAAAUCUUCGUCGGUAUGAUCCUCAUUCUCAUUUUCGCUGAAGCCCUCGGACUUUAUGGUUUGAUUAUCGCCAUUAUUCUCUCACAGUGA